CUGAAAGCUGAAAGAAAAAUGCAUUUUAGAUUUGUUUCAGCUAAGGGGGUAAAAAAUUGUUUCUUUGUCAUUAUGUGUUGUGCACUCUGUUCGGAGACUGGAAUAUUUCUGUUGAACUUACGAAUGUAUGUCUGGAUACAGCCGUAGGAAGAGUUCAUAGAAGACAUUUGCAAGAUGAAAUAUUAAUUACCGCCUUGGCAACUGACUUCAACCGCUGCCGCUGAAGUAGUGGGCGUAAAUCCUGCUUUCUCUCCGCAUCAUAAAAUUACUUCUGAAAAUAAGAAGACUGGUGUUUCAAGCAAAUAAUAUGAAGAAGUUAUUCCAACGCUCAUCAGACCUCUUUAAAACGAGUCUUCACCUUCAUUUGGUGGACUCCGUCUCCUCUGCUCCUCCAGUGGGGAGAGUUGGCAGCAUCGCUUGUUGUGUUGAGAGGUUGAAGUUUCUGUCUAGUCGGAACUUUCGUUUUAACUGUUUCUUCUGCCGUACAACUUGCCUUCGAACGUUUUCGCCGCUAAGAAAGACGCCUCUUGUACCUGAAAAACAUUCGAACUUGACUCUUCUGUCAACACCGAACUCUGGCGAAGCAAAAGGAGCCUGAAGCCAGAGUUAGGUUAGAAUGUCCCGGUCCCGCAGCAGGAACUGCCAAUGGGACGCCCUGACGUUUUCUCCGUGAAAUCGUGAAUUGUGGUCUGAGCUGGCCGUUUUGACUGGACUAUGGAAGAGUGCCCGGGCCAGCGCGAUGGCAGCACCAUCUACUACUUCGACGGACACAUGUACCGCAAGAACAGGUCCACCGAGUCGUCUUCGUACUUUCGGUGCGCCACCCGCGGCUGCAUGGGGCGCGUCAUUCACAAGCAUCGGCUGGGCACCAUCGUGGCGGUGUCCCCGCACAACCACGACGCGGACCCCCACAAGCACAACCUGAGGCGGUUCCUGGCCGCGAUGCAGCGAAGGGUCAAUCUGGAAACCAUUCCCAUUCAUGAAAUUUACCUGCAGGAAGCGAGCAGGUUUCCGGGGAUUGAAGAAGUGAUGCCCUACCAAUCGCUGCAGUUGCAAAUGGAGAAGAGACGCAGGUUGCACGAGAUUAACGAAAUGAAUCAAAGCACCGAGAUGAAACAGCUUCAUUUCUUAAACCUUUGUGAUAUUGAGGAUAUGACCAAGAGCAUCAGAGCAAGGGAAGCCCAAGAUCCCCUGUUUCUCAAUGCAUCUGGAGGCUCCAUAUUUUUUGAGCUUAAGACAAAGUGCCUGAGGUUGCAACCGCCCUACUCUGUGUCAAGUAGAAUAGUAAUAAACUGGCUAUGGUGAUGGUUUCAUGUUUUGAGUGGGGUUAAGCAUUUGAUGGUUUGGGCUUCUAGUGUUCUAGUUCUUUGUCUCUGUUCAAUCUGUAUGAAGCUUUUGAAGGAGACGAGCAAAUGCAUGGUGUAUGAGGAACUCCUCUGCAUGGUUUCAAACACAAAACACUUACACUUAACAGACACUUUUCGAUUACCCAACUUUGUUGUCUGAUAUUGUCUUUUAAAGUAAAUUUU
Thrips palmi is the source of this 1529-nucleotide messenger RNA. RefSeq lists its product as uncharacterized. Lineage: Eukaryota; Metazoa; Arthropoda; Insecta; Thysanoptera; Thripidae. The record is from RefSeq and is a predicted model, not a curated record. The transcript has 3 exons. The coding region runs from base 715 to 1305 and encodes 196 amino acids.